AUGUUGUUUACCAUUUUUGCUCCAGCACUUCUGCUGAGCACAGUUGCUUCAGCCCUUCCUGAAGUCAAGCGUGCUGUUACGCUUCCUCUUUCCACCAAAGGCCGCGACAUUGUCGAUGCUAAUGGCGAUGUUUUCUACUUUGCGUCAACAAACUGGCCUGGACACCAGGAGGUUAUGGUUCCUGAAGGUCUUCAGCACGCAUCAGUCAAGGACAUCGUUUCCUGGUUUCCAAAAUUCGGGUUGAAUUCUGUACGCUUGACCUUCGCCAUCGAAAUGGUGGACGACUAUGUCAACAAAAGUCCAAAUCAGACCCUGGAGAAGAGUUUUAUCAAUUCACUUGGCGAAGCAAACGGAACUGUAGUGCUCAACCAGAUCCUAGAGAAGAAUCCGGAGUUUACCAAAGAGACUACAAGACUGGAAGUAUGGGAUGCCGUAGCAAAAGAGCUUUCGAGCCAGGGCGUGAUCAUCCAUCUGGACAACCAUGUCAGUAAAGCAUUCUGGUGCUGUAGCGACAACGACGGUAAUGGAUGGUUUGGCGAAAAGUUUUUCGAUGUUGAAAAUUGGAAACGCGGCCUUGCGUUCAUGGCAACACACGCAAAGGAGAACUGGCCCACUUUUUCUUCUAUCGGUCUGCGCAACGAGCUCAGAAGCGCAACCAAUUCCGAGCCUGUCGAUUGGUACAUUUGGUACAUCCACAUGACCUCUGCAGCGAAAGCUGUGCAUGAGGCAGACCCCAACGCUUUGAUCUUCUUUUCCGGUCUCUCUUAUGAUACCUACAUCGAUCCAAUUCCACUCGGCAAGACUUUGAAUGGCACUGCUGGAAAGUCAACGGCCAACAAGACUGCGGUAUUCAAGCCUGAUGAUUUCGCGUUCAAGGACAAGAUCGUACUUGAAAUCCACAAGUAUGACUUCGAAGCAACCCAAGACGACUGUGAGACUUUCAAGAGCAAAUGGUACAAGAAGGGUUUCCAGAGCGUCAAUCCUAAUGAUCCAUCUACCAAGUACCUAUUUCCCGUGGUCAUUUCGGAGUGGGGGUUUCCUCACAACGGAACGUACUGGAAUCAGACCACAUACGCCAAGUGUCUGGUCGAGAUGGUGGAGGAAUACAAGGUCAGCUGGAUGCAUUGGGACAUCUCCGGUUCUUUCUAUCUGCAGACUCGCCCAGGUCGGAAGCCGCAGGAAAGCAUUCAAGGACUGGAGGAGUUGUGGGGUUUGCUGAACUACGACUGGUCAGCCAUACGUUCCUCCAUUACCCUCGAGAAUAGCUUGUACAAGAUGAUCGGUGCGCUAAGCUGA
Ascochyta rabiei is the source of this 1296-nucleotide messenger RNA. RefSeq lists its product as uncharacterized. Lineage: Eukaryota; Fungi; Ascomycota; Dothideomycetes; Pleosporales; Didymellaceae. Gene Ontology annotation, molecular function: hydrolase activity, hydrolyzing O-glycosyl compounds. The coding region runs from base 1 to 1296 and encodes 431 amino acids. The record is from RefSeq and is a predicted model, not a curated record. The transcript has 2 exons.